AUGUAUAAAGGCCAUUUGGGGAUUAAAAAACUAAUAUUCAAGACCGAUAAAUGGUCAGAAUACUCCAAACAAGUAUCACUUUGUUCUGUCGAUGGAGAUAAAUACCUAUCAAUUUUGCACAAUAACUAUAAUUAUUCAUUACUAAAAUACAUAAAAGAGACUAGGGAAUGGCUAAGCAUUACUGAAUCAAGGAUGAAUUUAUCAAAUUUAAAGUUUUACAAUGGAGAUAAAUAUUUGUCUAUUGGAGACUUGAAGAUAAAGUAUAAAAUAUUUUUAUAUGAAAUGAAUUAUUGUGUUAUAUUCCGGAAUAAAGACCGAGACCCUGAAUUUAUUGAUUAUUUUCUGUAUGAUUUGAUAAAAGAUUCUCUUGAAAUUGUCUAUAUAAGUGGAAUCUCAGUUACUCAGGAUCCCACCAACAAUAUAAUCAAACUACAUAAUAACACUGAUACCAACACUAAUUUCAUUGAUAAUGUCGAUAAUUCAGUUAAGAACUCUAUUGUUACUGGUAAUGCAGAUGAUGAAAUUGAUAACGGUAACAAAUUGGAUAAUGGGAUAAUCUUAAAUAUUAAUGGGAAUAUGAAUAAAAAAUAUAUCGAAUACAUUUGUACAAGAAAUAAUAAAUUUAAGCAAAUUUCGUUUGAUAAUUAUACUGUCUGGUCAGCAAGCGAUACAAAAGAAUAUGUUGAAAAGGUAUCGUAUUAUAGUGGAAUUGAUAAAUAUUUGAUGAUAUUUUUGCACAAUAAUAAACAUUUGUUAUACUAUCGUCAGGGUAACCUAGAGAAUUGGAUCGAUAUAACCUACAAAAGGGUAGACUUGAAGAAGAUACAUUUAAUUAAUGAGGAUAAGAAAAGGCUGACAAAUAAAGAUUAUGACUGUUGGAUGAGAAACUUCCUCUGUGAAAUUAGGCCCAAGAAGAAAGUUGAAGAAAUUUUGAUAAACAAGCUGAAUUUACUAUAUUUAAAUGGUUAUUACGAUGAAAUUAUAGACCGAAUAGCCAUAGAUUUUAUAUACGACGAGUUGAUAAUUGUUUUUAAGAAUGCUAAAAUUAUCGCUUUCAACAUUUCAAACCUUAAAGUUAAACUUAUACAACAUGAUUGA
Messenger RNA from Theileria parva strain Muguga, 1098 nucleotides. RefSeq lists its product as uncharacterized. NCBI's taxonomy places the organism in Eukaryota, Apicomplexa, Aconoidasida, Piroplasmida, Theileriidae. Bases 1 to 1098 code for a protein of 365 amino acids. The transcript has a single exon. The record is from RefSeq and is a predicted model, not a curated record.